AUGAAGCUCUUCGCCCUCCUCCCCGUGGCCUUCUGCCUCGCUGCCAACGCUCUCCCAGGCAAGCACGCCUCGCACGCCUCCACGGCCAAGACCAUCAAGAAGAACCUCGCCACCAACAACCUCACUCCCUCCGACCCCAUCAGCGACCUCCUCAACGCCUUCGACCUCAGCGGCUCCAGCGAGAUCAGCGGGCUCAUCGACGGCCUCACCGGCGGCUCCUCGAGCGUGCUCUCCGAGGUCGAAUCCAUUAUCGAAGGUGUCUUGGGUGAACUGGGGUUGUUGGGCGGCCUCCUCGGCGGCCUUGGUGGCUCGGAGUCGGGCAACUUGACUGCGACCAUCGACCAGAUCGAGUCGGAGCUGGGUCUUAAUGCCAACAGCACCAUCUCCUCUUUGUUGUCGGGCCUUCAACUCCCGUAA
Neohortaea acidophila is the source of this 417-nucleotide messenger RNA. RefSeq lists its product as uncharacterized. The transcript is spliced from 2 exons. The record is from RefSeq and is a predicted model, not a curated record. NCBI's taxonomy places the organism in Eukaryota, Fungi, Ascomycota, Dothideomycetes, Mycosphaerellales, Teratosphaeriaceae. Bases 1 to 417 code for a protein of 138 amino acids.